GCGAGGAGCCACCGAGAGGGAAACCACACUGUUUCCUUUAUUAAGGACCUCAAAUCACUUCCAUAUUUGUUCUCUCUCUGUUAAUUAAGUUUACAACCAAGUUAUCGGACGUUUAAAGCUAAUUUCCCCAACUCUUCCCGCUCUGCUGUUAUCUGGAUGCGAUGGCCAGCUCGGGACUGCAGCUCCUCGGCUUCUUCCUCUCACUGGUCGGUCUCGCGGUCACCGUCGCCGCUACUCUGAUGGUCGAAUGGAAGAAGCAGUACCAGGGCAAGACGCACCGCAUCUACGAGGGCUUGUGGAUGAGCUGCAGUGGCAACGAGAGGACAACCUGUGAAUUCCACCAGUACCUCCUGAAGCUGCCAACUGAGGUGCAGGCUACCAGAGGCGUGAUGCUGCUCAGCGUCUUCCUCUCCGCUGUGGCGCUGCUGGUGUCCACAGUGGGAAUGAAGUGCACUCGCUUCAUGGACGGCAAAGAUGAGAGCAAAUCCACAACAGCUAUGGUCGGAGGAAUCAUGUUCAUGGUUGCAGGUUUAUUAACCCUCAUCAUAACAUCCUGGUACGUCAAAAUGAUUGUUCAGAUCUUCAAUCAAGCCCAUCGCCUGCAGAGCUUUGAGUUCGGUAAUGCCGUGUUCGUCAGCUGGGCUGGCGGCCUCCUCACUAUGGCUGGCGGUGCUUUCCUGGGCUGUCGAAGAUGCUCUCAGUCCCAGUCCAAGAGCUCCAACCACUUCCUCUCCACCAGCCACCCAAAGUCCAACUACGUCUAGAGGAGGAGAGCAGAGGAGAGGCUUUGAUACAACCAGUGAUCAAUUUACCAACAGGAGCAGGUUGUGUUUCUACGAUGAGGAAAAAUCCCACUGAAGGAUUAUAAAUACCGCCUGCUGAACAUCAAGUCAGAAAUCAGGAUCAGGAAUACACACAAGAUCAAGCUGAUAACCACAUAUCACACUUAUGUGUGGUUAUUACUUCGGUGCUGUCAGUCACUGCAGUAAUUUACGCUGCUGUCAGCAGUUUUUAUUUUCCAUUGAGAGAAAUAAAUGUAAGGAUUCCAUUUGUAAUUUAUUUAAAAAAUUCAAAUAUUAUAUAAAGUUAGCAAUAUGCUGCGGAAAUGAGUCCUAAAACCCAGACACAUCCCAUUGGCUUUGUGUUGAGGGAACCAAAAAAAACAUGUCAUCCCUGCAGCACUAAUUCUUCCAGGUAUUCAUAUAUAUAUAUAUAUAUAUAUAUAUAUAUAUAUAUAUAUAUAUAUAUAUAUUCUUAAACUUCGUCAGCCUGUUUAUGAAAUUAUGACUUCAAAAAUUUCCUCAUCACAAUUCCUGAUGAAGAACACUUUCAAUAGUUUGCAGCAUAGACCCAAAGAUUCGACACUUGAUGGAAAUAUUUAUUUUAUGGUGUACAUUGUGUACAAUUCAUUCCUCUUCAGUUCCACGCUGGUGUUAAUGGAGAUUUGUUUGUGCAAUGUUGUUUGUUAGUUUUUAUAUUGUCUUGUCGUGUUUUCAUGUAAUUUUGUUGCUGUUGCCAUUUAAAAGAUGUUUUGAAAUAAAAAUAAAAUAUUUCUGUGGUCUUC
This is a messenger RNA of Pseudoliparis swirei, 1564 nucleotides long. RefSeq names its product claudin-19. The coding region runs from base 162 to 764 and encodes 200 amino acids. The transcript is spliced from 4 exons. NCBI's taxonomy places the organism in Eukaryota, Metazoa, Chordata, Actinopteri, Perciformes, Liparidae. Gene Ontology annotation, cellular component: bicellular tight junction; plasma membrane. The record is from RefSeq and is a predicted model, not a curated record. Gene Ontology annotation, biological process: cell adhesion; bicellular tight junction assembly. Gene Ontology annotation, molecular function: structural molecule activity.